AUGCCGUUGUCCAGGGUGUUCCAACAGGACAAUGACCCAAAGCACACUAGCAAAAAGGCAAAGAAUUGGUUUGAGGAACAUAAAGUGAACGUUAUGGAGUGGCCAGCACAGUCGUCAGAUCUUAACCCAAUCGAGAAUUUUCGGGCUGACGUAAAGGAGGUGGUUGCUGCUGCCAAACCCACCACGAAGGAAUCACUUUGCAACGUAGUUAAGGAGACAUGGUGCGAAAUUCCCCUAAAGCGAUGCUAUGGAUACGGUGGAUACGGUGGAUACGGAGAAUACGGUGGUGAAUUAUACAACAACGGAUAUGGAAACAACUACUACAGUGACGAAUCUAUAACGUCUAUGGAAGAAGAUCCCAGUUAUAAUUCAUACAACAAAGAGUAUGGAUACGGUGGAUACGGAGGAUACGGUGGUGGAUUAUACAACAAAGGGUAUGGAUAUGGAAAUAGCUACUACAGAGACAAAUCAAAAACAGCCAUGAAAGAAGAUCCUAGUUAUAAUUCAUACAGCAAGGCAUAUGGUUAUGGUGGAUACGGUGGAUACGGUGGUGGAUUAUACAAAAAAGGGUACGAAUAUGGAAACAACUACAGCGACGAAUCAAAAAAAGCUGUAAAAGAAGAUUCCACAUUUCUUCAGUAA
This is a messenger RNA of Hydra vulgaris (swiftwater hydra), 642 nucleotides long. Its product is annotated as heterogeneous nuclear ribonucleoproteins A1 homolog. NCBI's taxonomy places the organism in Eukaryota, Metazoa, Cnidaria, Hydrozoa, Anthoathecata, Hydridae. The record is from RefSeq and is a predicted model, not a curated record. Gene Ontology annotation, molecular function: nucleic acid binding.